Messenger RNA from Agrilus planipennis (emerald ash borer), 924 nucleotides. RefSeq names its product DEAD-box ATP-dependent RNA helicase 7-like. The transcript is spliced from 2 exons. Bases 42 to 797 code for a protein of 251 amino acids. The record is from RefSeq and is a predicted model, not a curated record. NCBI's taxonomy places the organism in Eukaryota, Metazoa, Arthropoda, Insecta, Coleoptera, Buprestidae.
GUCUUUCGUAGUUUGUGUCUGCCUCUCGGUGAACUAGUGUAAUGGCAGUGAGGAUAAGUUUCGUUCUCGUCGUGGCAUUUGCCGCUUCGGUCUACUCUAUGGAUUUCUUAAAAACACCGGAAGUACGGCUUGCCGUCAAAGUUCUUGACGAGUGUAGUAGAUCGGACGGAUUUUCAUUAUGCAUGAAGAAAAGGGCGCUCACUGUACUGGACAGACUGGGACGUAUGGACAAAUUCACAUUGUUUCAAGGUCUGGAUCUCGUACGCGUAGAUGGAGUUCGAACAACGGAUAACACUAUCAGUGAAGAUCAACUGGAGAAAUCCUUACCCCGAUCGGCCGACGAAAAGGAAACCGCCCUUAAUACAAUGCUUAUGGAUAAACUCACCACCUUAAUGAAUUCCAGAAACCUACAAUUCACGAUGCCAAUUGCCGAUGAUGAAUCGGGAUUAGAAGAAGGAAGAAAAAAAAAGGGCAACAUGAUGAGCGGGAUGAUGAUUGGAAUUGCCGGAAAAAUGGCUGCCAUGAUCCCAAUAGCUAUCGCCGGUCUUUUCCUGUUGGCUGGUAAAGCCCUUAUCACUGCUAAGAUCGCCCUGUUGCUGUCCGGAAUCAUCGCACUGAAAAAAUUGUUCGCUAGCAAGAAUUCCGGUGGUGGUGGUGGUGGUGGUGGCGGAGGUGGCCACGGUGGUUGGCAAUCAGGGGGCGGUGGCGGUGGAUGGCAAAGUAGCGGCGGCGGAUGGGAUAAAAGGUCCCUUGAAACUGGCCAUAAACUGGCGUACAAGGCGUACAGUCCAAAAUAAAUACUGAUAUAAUGUACCUGCCAGUAUUAUCGAUUUUAAGUGCUCGAGUCAGUUGAAAUUUAAAAAACCGUAGAUCGAAUUUUCGAUCGAUUAACUUUUAGAUAUUUCUCUGUUGGAAGAAGGAAUG